AUGGCAAUGAUCGAAUCCAUAGGCUCUCUUGAUAAAGACUCAUUCGUUUCUCUCUUAUCGAAACUCAUCGGCGAAUCAAAAUUCGUCCAGAACAAUCCACCGGAGCUUAUUCCUCAAGAGGAUCUAAUCGUCAAGCACGUCCUCGAUUCUCUCCGACCUUACAGUACCGAAACUGGUGGUGGUCCUCUUCUGAUCAAUCAUGUCGCUUAUCAUAAAGGAAGAGGUAAUCUCAUCGUUGAGUACCCAGGAUCUGUUCCCGGAAAGAUCUUAUCUUUCGUCGGAAUGCAUAUGGACGUCGUCACUGCGAAUCCCGAUGAUUGGGAAUUUGAUCCUUUCUCGCUAAGCAUAGAUGGUGAUAAGCUUCGUGGUCGUGGGACUACAGAUUGUCUUGGUCAUGUUGCUCUUGUGACUGAGCUAAUGAAGAGGCUUGGGCAAACCAAACCGGCUUUGAGAUCGACGGUGGUUGCGGUUUUCAUUGCUAGUGAAGAGAACUCUUCCAUUGCAGGUGUUGGUGUGGACAUGCUUGUUAAAGGCAAACUUCUUGAUAAGCUCAAAUCCGGACCCUUGUAUUGGAUUGAUACGGCAGAUAAGCAGCCGUGUGUUGGAACUGGUGGUAUGAUUCCGUGGAAGCUUCAUGCUACCGGAAAGCUUUUCCACAGCGGUUUAGCUCACAAGGCGAUUAAUGCGAUGGAGUUAGGAAUGGAAGGGCUAAAGGAAAUCCAGUCUCGGUUUUACAGGGACUUUCCGCCUCACCCACAAGAGAAAGUUUAUGGCUUUGCGACCCCAUCCACCAUUAAGCCAACACAAUGGAGUUAUCCGGGAGGUGGAAUCAACCAAAUCCCUGGAGAUUGUACUGUUUCGGGUGAUGUGAGGUUAACUCCUUUCUAUGACGUAAAAGAAGUGAUGACGAAACUGCAAGGGUAUGUAGACGACAUAAACACGAACAUAGAGAAGCUCGAAACCCGUGGUCCUGUUUCGAAAUACAUCUUACCGGAUGAGAAUUUAUGCGGAAGGCUUACCAUAAGCUUUGAUGAAGCAUCAGCUGGAGUUGCGUGUGAUCUUGAUUCCCGCGGCUUUCAUGUUCUAUGCAAAGCUACCGAAGAAGUUGUCGGGCAUGUGAAGCCUUACUCAAUCACCGGUACUCUUCCUCUAAUUCGAGACCUCAAGGAUGAAGGUUUCGACGUGCAAACUUCAGGAUACGGUCUCAUGGCUACAUAUCAUGCAAAGAACGAGUACUGUCUUCUUACAGACAUGUGCCAAGGCUUUGAUGUCUUCGUUAAGAUCAUUUCUCAACUUGAACAAGACUAA
Molecule: messenger RNA, 1308 nt
Organism: Arabis nemorensis
Lineage: Eukaryota; Viridiplantae; Streptophyta; Magnoliopsida; Brassicales; Brassicaceae
Source: the annotation of a GenBank genome assembly